CCCACGGCCGGAGACCCCGGAGCACGGGAGCGGUACUCGAAAGUUGAAGCACCUUCUCUCUUCUCUCUGGUCUCUGCAUCGCUGCAGCUUGCAGCCUUUGCAGCUUUGCUUCUCUUUCUCUCUCCGACUCUCUCUUGCAGGCGCUGCUGACACGCUUUCCUAGGCUCCCUGCUCUCUCUCGCUUUCUCGCACCAAUGAGAAAACUGACCAAGAAGAGGAAGAAGAAAUAAAUGUGAGGGAAGGAGGGGGAGGAAAUGGGGGAGGUUGCAGAAGGCAGGGCCAGGGAGAGGUUCUUUCUUCUUUGUGCUCUACCGUGUGAGGCUGUGAGCCAUGGCGAGGCAGCUCCAGCUUCUCGGCGCCGCCAUUGCUCUGUUCGCUGGCUUCUCUUCCGUGGCUCCACUGGCAGAAGCAUAUGAUCCUCUUGAUCCAACAGGGAAUAUCACAAUCAAAUGGGAUAUCAUGCAGUGGACUCCAGAUGGCUAUGUUGCUGUUGUUUCCAUAUACAAUUACCAAAAAUACCGACAUAUCCAAGCACCUGGGUGGAAUCUUGGAUGGGUGUGGGCAAAGAAGGAGAUCAUUUGGGCCAUGGUUGGUGGGCAGGCCACAGAGCAAGGGGAUUGUUCUCAAUUCAAAGUCAAUAUACCACAUUGCUGCAAGAGGGAACCAACAAUUGUUGACUUGCUUCCUGGAACACCUUACAACAUGCAAAUUGCAAAUUAUUGCAAAGGAGGAGUUCUUAACUCAUGGGUGCAAGAUCCAGUCAGUGCUGUAGCGUCAUUUCAGAUCAGUGUUGGCCGAUCUGGAACUACCAACUAUACGGUGAAAGCGCCAUUGAACUUCACUCUGAAGGCCCCAGGACCAGGAUACAGUUGUGGAGUUGCUCAUGAGGUGAAGCCUCCUACAAAGUUCAUUUCUCAGGAUGGAAGGAGAACAACUCAAGCUCAUGUGACAGGGAACGUGACAUGUACAUAUUCACAAUUUGUUGCUCAGCGGGCUCCAACCUGUUGUGUUUCGCUCUCAUCAUUCUACAAUGAAACGAUAGUUAACUGCCCAAAAUGUUCAUGCGGCUGUCAGAACAAUAUUACCAGACCAGGAAGUUGUGUGGAGGGUAAUUCACCUUAUUUGGCUUCUGUCGUGAAUGGACCAGGCAAGAGCAGCAUGGCUCCUUUAGUACAAUGCACGCCCCAUAUGUGCCCAAUAAGAGUGCAUUGGCAUGUUAAGCUCAACUACAGGGAAUACUGGAGGGUGAAGAUCACGGUUACCAAUUGGAAUUACAGGAUGAACUACUCACAGUGGAACUUGGUAGUUCAACAUCCAAAUUUCGACAAAGUCACUACUGUUUUCAGCUUCAACUACAAGUCUCUGAACCCCUAUGGAGUAAUAAAUGAUACUGUAAUGCUGUGGGGUAUCAAGUACUACAAUGACUCGCUCAUGGUGGCUGGGCCAGAUGGAAAUGUGCAAUCUGAGCUUCUGUUCCGGAAGGACCCGUCGUCGUUCACUUUCGAGAAAGGGUGGGCAUUUCCAAGGCGGAUAUACUUCAACGGUGACAGCUGCGUCAUGCCUCCACCAGAUGUGUACCCAUGGCUACCUAACUCUUCUCCUGUACUGAAGGCAUCAUCCCUUGUUCGGUCCAUCGCGGUUUGGACAGCGUUGCUGUUCUUAUGGCUUCGUAUGUAGUGACUAUUGAAGGAUCAGCUGAUGUCUAGGCAACUGCCGGAACUGGCGAUCGUUGCAUUGCACAUUGGUCUGCUGACACAUGCUGAGUUUCUUGCAAGGAUGAUUCUGAUAUGCUAUUCUGCUUUGAUUAGGAUGUGAACUUGUGGUCCUGCAAGCUGGCUGUAGAUUCACAUUCUGUAUAUUCUACUAGUUCUGAAGGUUAUUUGAGGCAGCAUAACACUAUCUCCCAAGUGAAACCUUGUGUAUGUGACUGGGCAUUUAUCUAUCAUAUUGUUUCCGUC
Panicum virgatum (switchgrass) is the source of this 1958-nucleotide messenger RNA. RefSeq names its product COBRA-like protein 2. The transcript is spliced from 6 exons. Bases 331 to 1677 code for a protein of 448 amino acids. Lineage: Eukaryota; Viridiplantae; Streptophyta; Magnoliopsida; Poales; Poaceae. Gene Ontology annotation, biological process: plant-type cell wall cellulose biosynthetic process; cellulose microfibril organization. Gene Ontology annotation, cellular component: plasma membrane. The record is from RefSeq and is a predicted model, not a curated record.